Polyodon spathula (Mississippi paddlefish) is the source of this 1948-nucleotide messenger RNA. RefSeq names its product RAB11a, member RAS oncogene family, like (gene rab11al). The transcript has 5 exons. Gene Ontology annotation, molecular function: GTPase activity; GTP binding. Gene Ontology annotation, biological process: neurotransmitter receptor transport, endosome to postsynaptic membrane; exocytosis; melanosome transport. Lineage: Eukaryota; Metazoa; Chordata; Actinopteri; Acipenseriformes; Polyodontidae. The coding region runs from base 258 to 908 and encodes 216 amino acids. Gene Ontology annotation, cellular component: transport vesicle; axon; postsynaptic recycling endosome. The record is from RefSeq and is a predicted model, not a curated record.
CAGAAAAACCAUCGAAGUUGCAGAAGGAAGUUAGUUUGGAGAGUCCUCCGAGGUUUUGCAUUACAAACAGGGAAACGGUUGUGGUGGGGUUUCUUGCAGCUUGGCCAUUGAGAAAUAAUUGUGACCUUUGUAGCAAUUUAAAAAAAAAAAAAGAAAGAGUCAUUUUGAGCAGUUUAUUUGAAGGCAGCGGCGAGGGAAACAAGAUUAACUCCGUCGGUUCCGAGCUGCAUCGCGAAUAUCUACCGAAAAGGAAGGACAUGAGCAACAAAGAGGACGAAUAUGACUAUCUGUUUAAAAUUGUGCUGAUUGGAGACUCGGGCGUGGGGAAGACUAACCUCCUCUCCCGCUUCACCCGCAAUGAGUUCAACCUGGAGAGCAAGAGCACCAUCGGGGUGGAGUUCGCUACCCGCAGCAUCAACGUGGAGGGCAAGACCGUGAAGGCACAGAUCUGGGACACGGCCGGGCAGGAGCGCUACCGAGCCAUCACGUCUGCGUAUUACCGCGGGGCAGUGGGCGCGCUGCUGGUCUACGACAUCGCCAAGCACCUGACCUACGAGAACGGAGAGCGCUGGCUGAAGGAGCUGCGGGACCACGCUGACAGCAACAUCGUCAUCAUGCUGGUGGGCAACAAGAGCGACCUGCGGCACCUUCGCGCUGUGCCCACUGACGAGGCCCGGGCGUUCGCUGAGAAGAAUGGCCUGUCGUUUAUUGAGACCUCCGCGCUGGACUCCUCAAAUGUAGAACUGGCUUUUCAGACCAGUCUGACAGAGAUCUACAGGAUUGUGUCUCAGAGGCAGAUGUCCGGCCGGCCUGACUCGGACUUCGCUCCCAGCAGUAACGUGGUUCCCAUCACCGUGCAGCCCACGAACCAGGCGCCGAAGCAGGGAGCCUGCUGCCAGAACAUGUGACCUCCCCCCCUCCACCCCAACCCAACCCCCCCAGGGCACGGUGAGGCUGGGAGACGACGCCACCAGGAGGCGCUCAUGGAGCGGUGCCUUGCAGUCCUGCCAAUCAGAACGAGGGGGGUCAUUGUAACACCCGGACCCCCGACACUGAGAGCAGCACCUGCACGGCUUGCAAUCUUUAUUUUAUUGGGUUUUCAUUUUGAACGCUGUGUGAGCUGGGGGUUGUUGGCAAGGCAAAGAUCUGUUUCCAGCGGAGCAGUUUCUGCUUGUGUGCAUACUGUACCUUCAACGUAUUUUGGGGGGGGGGGUGUGUGGAUUUUAUAAGAGUUUAAGACACAGACUUCUCCAUUCAACAGCCUCAUCUGAAAGUGGUGCUUUUAAUUUUUUCCAUUUAAAGGGGUCCACCAAACAUUUUUUUUUCCCUGUUAUUAAAUAUUCACGCAAGUUCCUGGCUAACUUGUCCUGGCUGGUUUCACAGACCCAGAUUGGCACUUAUCUGGGACUUCAGUACCAUAAUCCAGUUGCUAAACUGGGACACGUGAAACUAGCCAUUUUGAAGUGACCAACCAAACAAUUCGUCAAUGUUACCCAAUAUGUCUUGCCAUGCCUUUGUAGAUCUGCCAUGUCCUGUUUGAAAGAUGCAUGCAUUCUGCUCGUGUUCAACAGUCUGGUUUUUUUUUUUUUUUUUCAUACUGCUUAAAUUUUGUGUUACAAAGAAGUGGAGUAUCAACUCUGCAACCAUUAAAAGUGUGCUUCUCUUUCAUAGAGGAAGGUGUGGGAUCUAAGAAGGGAUGCCGAACUGCGUCCGGUUCGCUUGGCAUUGCUUUGUCCGCCCCGUGUACCCGGUGGAGCUCCUUGUGUUUCUCUCCGGGGGCUGCAUCCGGCUUUCCUGCAUCGCUGGAGGUUCUUGUGUUGAGGCAGGGUUUUAAUUCAAACUAGAAAGUCUGUGUUUUGAUUAAAUUAGCCAGUAUGUUUGUCCACGUGGUUUCCUGGUAAAUUGUACUUUUAUAAUUCCUGACUGGUUUGAAUUGAGUAAGUGGUUU